This is a messenger RNA of Hydra vulgaris (swiftwater hydra), 2021 nucleotides long. Its product is annotated as phosphopentomutase. Gene Ontology annotation, molecular function: phosphopentomutase activity; magnesium ion binding. Lineage: Eukaryota; Metazoa; Cnidaria; Hydrozoa; Anthoathecata; Hydridae. The record is from RefSeq and is a predicted model, not a curated record. Gene Ontology annotation, cellular component: nucleus. Gene Ontology annotation, biological process: carbohydrate metabolic process; purine ribonucleoside salvage.
CUUUAUACUAUAACUGUUAGGAUUAGCUUAAAUUUGAUAUAUUUGAUUUUAUUCAUAAAAAAUAGAAGAAAACAAAAUGGAUCCGCGAGCAACUACAUUUGCAGAUGAAAGUUUGAUGAGUUCUAUAAAAUCUGGUAACUCAAAACUUGAUGAAAAAAUUAAAGAUUAUCUUUAUUGGGAUCGGAAUGAAAGUACAUUCAAUGAAAUCAAAAGUCUAGUAUUAUCUCACAACUAUGAAGAGUUAGAGAAAAAAGUUUUAACAAGACUAGAAUUUGGAACAGCUGGACUCAGAGCAGCUAUGGGUGCAGGAUUUUCUAGGAUGAAUGACUUGACUGUUAUUCAAACAACACAGGGUCUUUGUGCAUAUCUUUUUAAAGAAUUUUCUAACUUUAAAUCUGAUGGUGUAGUUAUUGGUCAUGAUGCCCGUCAUAAUAGUCACAGAUUUGCUAGGUUGGCUGCUUCCGUUUUUCUUAAUGCUGGGGUUAAAGUGUAUUUAUUUUCUGACAUUGUCCCCACUCCAUAUGUUCCAUUCUCUGUACUUAAAUAUAAAUGUGCAGCUGGUGUGAUGGUAACUGCAUCACAUAAUCCUAAACAAGAUAAUGGUUAUAAGGUUUAUUUUUCCAACGGAUGCCAGAUAAUUCCUCCACAUGAUGAGCGAAUUUCUGAGAGCAUAUUUGCUAACUUAACUCCUUUAGAUAGUUCAUGGGAUGAAAUUUUUUACAAGACUAGUGAUUUGUGUCUUGAUCCACUCUCUGAAGUGCAUAAAGCAUACAUGUCUGCAAUUCAGAUUCAUUGCCACAACAGGGAUAUUAAUAAGAAUAGCAGUCUAAACAUCACGUACACAGCUAUGCACGGUGUUGGUGAAAAAUAUGAAAUGGAUGCUUUUAAAGCAUUUUCCUUGAAACCAUUUUAUACUACUGAGGCUCAGGCAAAACCUGACCCUGAAUUUCCAACUGUUAAAUACCCAAACCCUGAAGAAGGAAAAGGAGCUCUGAAGUUGGCUAUAGAAACAGCUGAAGCAAAUAAUAGUUCAUUUAUAAUAGCAAAUGAUCCAGAUGCAGACAGAUUAGCAGUUGCAGAGAAACUAAAAAAUGGAAGUUGGAAAAUUUUCAAUGGUAAUGAAGUUGCUUUCUUACUGGGAUGGUGGGCUUUUAAGAAUCACAAAAACAAACAUCCAGAGCUUUAUCCAAGUGACUCAAUAUAUAUGAUAUACAGUACUGUUUCCUCGCGUGCAUUACGAACAAUGGGUGAAAUUGAAGGAUUCCAGUUUGAGGAAACAUUGACUGGAUUUAAAUGGAUGGGAAACAAAACCACUGAACUGCAUGAAAAAGGCAAAACUGUAUUGUUUGCUUUCGAAGAAGCUAUUGGUUACAUGUUUGGUACCCAGGUCUUAGAUAAAGAUGGUAUUAGUGCUGGAGUUAUCAUGUCUGAGUUAGCUUGUGUUUUGCACAAUGAGGGAAUAACUGUUGCUGAACAGCUAGAGAAACUUUAUGAAAUGUAUGGCAUACAUAUAAGCAACAACUCUUAUUACAUAUGUUAUGAUCAAGCAACAAUUAAAAAAAUUUUUCACCGCAUGAGGCAUAUGAACAAUGGAAAGUUUCCUGUUGCUGUUGGUCCUUUUGAUGUUUUAAAUGUGCGGGAUUUAUAUGGCAUUGGUUUUGAUAGCAGUCAACCAGAUAACAAGCCAAUUCUUCCAACAAGUACCUCUGGUGAAAUGAUUACAUUUACAUUUAACCAAGGAUGUGUUGCCACUAUACGCACUAGUGGAACUGAACCCAAGAUAAAAUAUUAUUCUGAAAUAUUUACUAAACCUGGUGAUGGAAUGAGUCGUGUAGACGCUCAAGCCAAAAUUGAUAGUCUUAUCAAAUAUCUCGUAGAAGAACUUCUUCAGCCAGAUGAAAAUAAUUUGAUUGCGCGUGCUGAUUAGCAAAACUUUGUUUCCUUUUAUCUUAAAUGGUUUUGGAAUUUUAUUUAGUGAGAUAAGUGUACCCUAUAAUACCGAAUAAUUGUCCCUUUCCGAA